Messenger RNA from Rangifer tarandus platyrhynchus (Svalbard reindeer), 1395 nucleotides. The record is from the annotation of a GenBank genome assembly. Lineage: Eukaryota; Metazoa; Chordata; Mammalia; Artiodactyla; Cervidae.
AUGCAGAGCUCCGGCAGUCUCCUGGCAUAUCUGCUGCUGCCACUGCUACUGCUGGGGGCUGCCCCAGGCCCCGCCGGCGCCCUCAGUGAAGAUGAGAAACACGUGAUGGUGGAACUGCACAACCUCUAUCGAGCCCAGGUGUCCCCGCCGGCCACCAACAUGCUGCGAAUGAGGUGGGACGAGGAGCUGGCCGCCUUCGCCAAGGCCUACGCGCAGCAGUGCGUGUGGGGCCACAACAAGGAGCGAGGGCGACGCGGCGAGAACCUGUUUGCCAUCACGGGCGAGGGUCUGGACGUGCCGCUGGCCAUGGAGGAGUGGCACCACGAGCACGAGCACUACAACCUCAGCGCCAUCAGCUGCGCUGCGGGCCAGAUGUGCGGCCACUACACGCAGGUGGUCUGGGCCAAGACAGAGAGGAUUGGCUGUGGUUCCCACUUCUGUGAGAAGCUCCAGGGUGUUGGGGAGACCAACAUCCACUUGCUGGUUUGCAACUAUGAGCCCCCGGGAAACGUGAAGGGCCAGAGGCCCUACCAAGAGGGGACUCCGUGCUCCCAGUGUCCCUUGGGCUACCACUGCAAAAACUCCCUCUGUGAACCCAUCAGAGGCCAGGAAGAGGCUCAGGAUUUGUCUUCCCUGGUAAUUGAGGCCCCAUCUUCCCUAGCAACAGAAGCCUCAAGCUCUAAGAAAGAGGGGAUCGAUUCUUCCUUAGCAACAGAACCUCCACCCCUCUUGGUAACAGAGGUCUCAAGCUCCCUGGCAACAAAUGUUCUAUCUUCUGUAGAAACCAAGGCCCCAUCUUCCUUAGUAACGGAAAACUCCCCUUCCACGGCAACAGAGACUCCACUUUCCUUAGCAACUAAAGUCCCUUCCGUUUUGGCCACUCACAGCCCGCUCUCCUUGGAUAAGAGGCCGGCUACCCUCCUCCCCAAAUCAACCCAUGAUCCCACCCCCAAAUCGGCAGACAAAGAGGCCAGAGGUACAAGAAUGCCUUCCAGGAUCCCGGAGAGUUCUCUGCACCCCAAGAUAUCCCUGAUGGGGACACGGGAGCCGCUACCCCUCUCCCAGGAGGAGGGUGAGGCUGAGGCCGAGUUGCUUCAUUCCAGUGAGAUCUUGGCCUCAGUCUUUCCAGCCCAGGACAAGCCAGAUGAGGUGCAGAUGACAUCGAAGCACAAAGGGCACUCCUCUUCCAAGUCCCUGUCCAACUCCCCCAGCGCCUCUGCCACCGCCAAUGCCAUGGGUGGGCGUACCCUGGCCUUGCAGUCCUCCUUGCCAGAUGCGGAGGGCUCUGGAAAGCAUGGCUUCAGGUCAGGGUCAAAUGCAAGCCCUGGGCACGUCGGGGGCCUCCUCCUGGGACUGCUGCUACUGCUUCCCCUGGUGUUGGCUGGAACCUUCUGA